AUGGAGCUCAUGAGCCAGCUGAGCUCCUGCAGCAUCCGCGUGAUCGACCUGGACGACGGCUCGGUGCGCUCUAUUUCGUGGGACCCGAACGUCCCGGACCAAGUGUUUGAGAGCCUCGUGGAGUCGCAGCUCCGUGCGCAGUUUGGCGUGUCGGACGAAGCGUGGGUGGACCUCAUUGACACGGCGAACUCGAGUCUCGUGCACAUUACGAAGGAAGUGCUGUGCAACAUCAAGGACUCUCUGUGUCUGUGUUUGUCGCCCAAGACGGAGGCCCUCGCGCCUAUGAAGACGACCGAGGUGUUUGAAGUGGUCUUCCAAGAUCGAUCUUUGGGCAUGACUAUCCGCGAGCACAAUGAGAGCGUCAUUGUCAACCACUUGAAGCGCAAACCCGAUGGAAACCUUGGCGAGGCAGAGGCGUCCGGCCUCAUUCAGUCCAACGACGUCAUCUACAAGGUCAAUGGCGCGCGCACUGUCGGUCGCAGUUAUGACAACGUCGUGCAGAUGCUGCAGACGCAGACGCGGCCGCUCCGUAUUCAGUUUUUCCGUCCGUUUCGACGCGAAGGACUUUUCGCUGUGGAGUUUCGCGGCCCUAGUCUCAAUAUGACUAUCACUACAGACGAUGUGAACGUUAUCGUGAAGGACUUGCCCAUGGCACAUCCAAAUAUUGUUGGCUAUGCCGAGGCACAUGGUGUGCGGAUUUUUGACAUUAUUCAUGCAGUAGAUGGAGAGGUGAUCAAUGGGCUCGAGUACAACCGCGCGAUAAGUCUGCUGAGUCGCGGGACGCGUCCAAUGGUCGUGGUUUUCGCGCGUUCAAAGGUCAUGCCGCCUACGCCUGGAAGAUCGACUGGAGUCAUGAGCAAUCGCUUCUCGUUUGCAUCAACGGUUGCGCCGUCGCCGCGCCCCAGUAGCAUGGACAGUUUUGGAGCGCGGCGUGGAUCGGGCUGUUCUGCAUUGAGUGGAGUGGACGGAGAGAAUAUGUUGGUGGAGGAAAUGCUUGAGGUGUGCGAAGGAUUGGGCAACGACGGGAUGUUGAACCAAAAGGAGGUGGAGAUGCUCAAGGACAUGGUGCUUACCAUGCGACCAGACGUGUGUACUGCAGUAAAGCGGAAGAAUAACAACGCAAUUGUGGCCAUUGUGCGGUCGCCGUUCAUGCGUCUCUGGGAUAGCCUCCUGAAGACGAGGGAGAGCAUUUUACUGGCUGGACCCGUGUCGCUUAAGCGCAAGAAACGCUUCCAUCUGCUGCUGACUGACCAUGAACGACUUCUCUUUGUCAAUAAAGACACUAACUUAUUAGAAGACGAGAUCAUGUGCUCUCAUAUUGUGACCGUGAGCUCGCGCUCCAAGCAUCAAGAGCUCACGAUUUCCACGAGCAAGACGGACCACGUGCUCAUCGACAACUUCAUUGGGCCCGUCAUCUGGGUGCGCGCUAUUCUGCCGUUCACGUGCACGCAGGGCAUUCUCAAAGUAGCGAGCAGCAGGCGGUUUCUUGGUUCGAAGAAGCGGUAUUUCGUGCUGCGAGGUAAUCACCUCACGGGCUACAAGAAGGAGAGCAUGAUCCACCAGGUGGGUGCCAAGAGCAGCACAAUCUCGCUUGCCGACGCCAAGAUCGAUAUCACGGACCCACGCAGUCUCACAUUCAUCAUCGCCACACCUGAGUUCAGCCAAGCUGGCAAGAAGCUCAUCCUAACUGCGACAUCGACGCGGGAAUUUAACAAAUGGGCGACGGCGCUCAGAGCGUUGCAACCGACGUCUCCCUCCACCGCCUCUUCAGCCUAA
Messenger RNA from Peronospora matthiolae, 1776 nucleotides. The record is from the annotation of a GenBank genome assembly. Lineage: Eukaryota; Oomycota; Peronosporomycetes; Peronosporales; Peronosporaceae.